UCAGAAUCAUCUACGCACCUCACUGAUCAAAAGGCUGCCCCCCGUAGGACUCCGCAAUACGCCCUGCGAGGUCCGACAUUGCACGAUACCAUGGACUCCAUAUUUGCUUCAGCUGACUUCUCUUCUCAAUCCCCCGCCGCCACACGGCGCUUGUCAGCGUCUUCCGCUGCACCUUUAAAGCUGCGCGACAGUUGCGACGCGUGCGCCGCAUCCAAAGUCAAAUGCCACAAAGAAAAGCCCGUGUGUUCGCGGUGUGCAAAAAGAAAUAUACCGUGCAAGUACGUCGCGACCAAACGUGCUGGUCGCAAGCACGAAAAUCGGCUAAGUGGCACCUCGUCUGGAGCCCCAUCUCUUAAUGCUCAAGUGACGGCGAGCCACGCGCUGGCGGGGUCGAAUUGGCCAAUUACUCCCUCGACGGCUUCUGGGAGCGACUACUUUACAUCAUCCAACACUAUCGAAGCUUCGCUUGGGCUGGACGCAUGCGGGAGCUCGUCGGAGGCCUUUUCCAGCCUCCUGUCACCGGUGGACGCCUCAAUAUUUUCUACGCUACAUGACUUGGAUACCGACUUCGACAGCUUCUUCGCCUCACCCCUGCCGCUUCCCAUUCCUGAAACUGGUACCGAAAACGCGGACCCGGAUCUACUGGGCGAGUCGCGCUUCUUUUCUGGAGGAAACACCCCGAAUAGCGCCAGUGCCGCGAAGCCGGUCAGGAUCGACGAUACACUCACCGUUCUCGAGGAAGCAGUCGGUGAGCUACCGUCCUUCUUCAAUCAUCGCUCUCCAUCCAGCGAUGGGAGACUCUCCGGGGUCGAUCGUCCGCCAUCUCAGGGAUCAAGUGUCCCGCCGCACUCGUGCUGCUGCCUUAUGCGGGCCCUGGAGCUUCUACGCAAACUCUUCCCCGCUCCCUCGGCAUCCUGCAGAAUCGCAAAGAAGGACGCCUUCGACAACAGGAACCAGAACCCGACGGUUCAAGCAGUAAUAGCCGAAAACGAGAGCACUAUCUCCGCUCUCAACGACAUGCUCGAGUGUCCGUGCUCGGAGGAUGGGUAUCUACUGGCGAUUAUCUCACUGGUCGUUUUCAAAGUCAUGGGAUGGUAUGCAGCAGCAGCUGGGAGGGCCCCGGCUAAUGAAGACGACGGCGAAGUUUCAGUGCCGACGGGGCGCAGCUCCCGGAGCUCCUCCGUUCACCGAGAGCAGGUCCUUCAACGGCCAGAAGUGGUGGGCAACUACCGCCUCGGUGGUAAGGACUCAGACCGAAUGGCGGCGCAGCUUGUCCUUAGUGAGCUACAUCGUGUCCAGCGGCUGAUAAACCGCCUAUCCGAGAAGCUUAAAGUAAAAGUGUCGUGCGAAGGCUUGGAGACGCCCAACAGCGCGGCCAGUGGGCAGAUUGCCCGGACAUUCAGCAACCCAACCUUACCUUUUUCCCCCGCCAUGCUGGACCAUCUCGACACAGAUCUUCGCAGGCGUCUCCGCGCGCUAUCACUUGAUAUUGUGGAGACCCUAAGACGCGACUCAUGACCCAAUAUACCUACGUACCCUUCCAGGCCUCUUGACCGCAGAUAAGUCGAGAUAGGCACCUUUCUUGAUACUUCUAUCGAUGCGAAAGCUGGAGAGCUUAGAAGCAUAUUAACUGGACGGUUAUGUAGAUAGAUUGUCAUUUAUUCUGGUUCUUCACAUAUCUUUCUUUAUUGAUGUCCUGUCACGCGAUAUGUUCAUGUAAAAUAUCAGAAGCAUACUUUUCAG
Trematosphaeria pertusa is the source of this 1743-nucleotide messenger RNA. RefSeq lists its product as uncharacterized. NCBI's taxonomy places the organism in Eukaryota, Fungi, Ascomycota, Dothideomycetes, Pleosporales, Trematosphaeriaceae. Gene Ontology annotation, molecular function: DNA binding; zinc ion binding; DNA-binding transcription factor activity, RNA polymerase II-specific. The record is from RefSeq and is a predicted model, not a curated record. Gene Ontology annotation, cellular component: nucleus. Gene Ontology annotation, biological process: regulation of DNA-templated transcription; aflatoxin biosynthetic process. Bases 91 to 1518 code for a protein of 475 amino acids. The transcript is spliced from 2 exons.